Seriola dumerili (greater amberjack) is the source of this 3382-nucleotide messenger RNA. Its product is annotated as glutamate receptor 2-like. NCBI's taxonomy places the organism in Eukaryota, Metazoa, Chordata, Actinopteri, Carangiformes, Carangidae. Gene Ontology annotation, molecular function: transmitter-gated monoatomic ion channel activity involved in regulation of postsynaptic membrane potential; AMPA glutamate receptor activity. The record is from RefSeq and is a predicted model, not a curated record. Gene Ontology annotation, cellular component: dendritic spine; AMPA glutamate receptor complex; plasma membrane. Gene Ontology annotation, biological process: synaptic transmission, glutamatergic; modulation of chemical synaptic transmission; monoatomic ion transport. The transcript has 19 exons. Bases 182 to 2833 code for a protein of 883 amino acids.
CGGCGGCGGCGGCGGCACGCGCAUCUCCAGAGAGAGGACAGGGCAUCCGCAGAGCCGGAGACGCUUCUGCGCGGACCUGGAAUCACGCCAUGAGCCCACACCGUGUGUGAUGGAGGUGAUGUUUCUGUAGGACCCGCUACCGUAGACUGCUGUGAGGAGAAUCAUCAUCAUCAUCUUCACCAUGAAGCUGCUGUUUGUGGUCACCCUCUUAUGGCGCGAGGCGCUGUGUGGAUCUCCGAGCGUCCAGAUCGGGGGCCUGUUCCCGAGGGGUGCAGAUCAGGAGUACAGUGCGUUCAGAGUCGGCAUGGUUCAGUUUGGGAUGGCAGAUUUCAGACUGACUCCUCACAUAGAUAACCUGGAGGUGGCCAACAGCUUUGCUGUCACUAACUGCUUUUGUUCCCAGUUCUCUCGAGGCGUCUACGCCAUCUUUGGCUUCUACGACAAGAAGUCGGUGAACACCAUCACCUCCUUCUGUGAGACGCUUCAUGUCUCCUUCAUCACACCUUCUUUUCCAGCAGAGGGGAUGAAUCAGUUCGUUCUCCAGAUGAGGCCGGACAUCAAGGGCCCGCUGGUGUCAUUAGUGGAAUACUACAAAUGGGAAAAGUUUGCCUACCUGUACGACAGUGACAGAGGUCUUUCUACUCUUCAGGUCAUAUUGGACACUGCAGCAGAGAAGAAAUGGGUGGUCACAGCCAUAAAUGUAGGAAAUUUGAAGGAUGAGAGGAAGGACGAAGCAUACCGUUCGCUGUUUCAGGACCUGGAGAUCCGUAAAAAGCGACGCAUCAUCCUGGACUGUGAACAAGACAAAGUUAAAGACAUCAUGGAGCAGGUCAUCACUAUAGGCAGACAUGUGAAAGGAUACCACUACAUCAUCGCCAACCUGGGUUUCGUAGAUGGUGACCUCUCGAAGAUCCAGUAUGGAGGAGCGAAUGUGUCUGGGUUCCAGAUCGUAGACUUUGAUGAUCCUGUGGUGGCGAAGUUUGACCAGCGAUGGGAGGCUCUGGAGGAGAAGGAGUACCCUGGAGCUGACUCGCGGAUCAGAUAUACCUCAGCUCUCACCUACGACGCCGUCCAUGUGAUGACUGAGGCCUUCCGCUUCCUUCACAAGCAGAGGAUAGACAUGAGUCGUCGUGGCAACAAUGGGGACUGUCUGGCCAAUCCAGCAGUGCCGUGGGCACAGGGGGUGGAGAUUGAACGUGCCCUCAAACAGGUGCGUGUAGAUGGUUUAACUGGGAACAUUCAGUUUGACCAGUAUGGGAAGAGAGUCAACUACUCUGUGACCGUCAUGGAGCUGAAGAACAACGGACCUGUGAAGAUCGGCUAUUGGAAUGAAGUGGAUAAGAUGGUGGUGACCAAGUCAGACCUGUACCCUAACGACACCAUGGGAAUGGAAAACAAGACGGUCAUUGUUACAACUAUACUGGAAGCCCCCUAUGUCAUGCUGAAGAAAAAUGCUGAGCUGUUUCAAGACAAUGACCGUUAUGAAGGUUACUGCGUUGACCUGGCUGCGGAGAUUGCAAAGCACUGUGGUAUACGCUACCAGCUAAGGAUUGUGGGAGAUGGCAAAUACGGAGCUAGAGACGCAGAGACGAAGAUCUGGAAUGGUAUGGUUGGAGAGCUGGUGUAUGGGAAAGCAGACAUUGCAGUUGCUCCCCUGACGAUCACGCUUGUCCGUGAGGAGGUGAUCGAUUUCUCCAAACCCUUCAUGUCUCUGGGAAUCUCCAUCAUGAUCAAAAAACCACAGAAAUCCAAACCUGGAGUCUUCUCCUUUCUGGACCCGCUGGCCUAUGAAAUCUGGAUGUGCAUUGUCUUUGCCUAUAUAGGAGUUAGCGUUGUACUCUUUCUGGUAUCCAGAUUCAGCCCCUAUGAGUGGACUUUGGAGGAGCCGGAGGACGGAGCGUUGCCCCUAACAACCGAGUCCACUAAUGAGUUUGGGAUCUUUAACUCCCUCUGGUUCUCUUUGGGCGCUUUCAUGCGACAAGGUUGUGACAUCUCACCAAGAUCUCUGUCAGGUCGUAUAGUGGGGGGUGUGUGGUGGUUCUUCACUUUGAUCAUCAUCUCAUCAUACACGGCCAACCUGGCUGCCUUCCUGACCGUGGAGAGGAUGGUGUCUCCCAUCGAGAGUGCUGAGGACCUGGCUAAACAGACAGAGAUCGCAUAUGGCACCCUGGACUCUGGAUCCACCAAGGAGUUCUUCAGGCGCUCUAAAAUCGCCUUGUUUGACAAGAUGUGGCAGUACAUGAAGUCAGCAGAACCCUCCGUCUUCGUCAAGAAGACGUCAGAGGGUGUCCUGCGUGUCAGGAAGUCCAAAGGGAAGUACGCCUACCUGCUGGAGUCCACCAUGAAUGAGUACAUCGAGCAAAGGAAACCCUGUGACACCAUGAAAGUGGGAGGAAACCUGGACUCCAAGGGCUACGGCAUCGCCACGCCCAAAGGAUCACCAUUAAGAGUGCCAGUAAACCUUGCCGUAUUGAAACUGAAUGAGCAAGGGACCCUAGACAAGAUGAAAAACAAGUGGUGGUACGAUAAAGGAGAGUGUGGCUUCAAGGACUCCACCAAUAAGGAGAAGACCAGCGCUCUGUCUCUUAGUAAUGUAGCAGGGGUCUUCUACAUCCUGGUUGGAGGUCUGGGUCUGGCCAUGAUGGUGGCUCUGGUGGAGUUCUGCUACAAGAGUCGUGCUGAGGCCAAAAAAAUGAAGAUGAAAUUCACAGAUGCAAUGCGCUCCAAAGCUCGUCUGUCCAUCACAGGAUCGACCAGUGAGAAUGGCCGUGUCCCGGUGGCUUACCUCCGUCCAGGAUUACCCAUGAGCCUCAGCAUGACUGAUCUCUCCUGACCACACCUGAGUCAGUGCCUUACAGCCAGUCCAGACACAUAGUUCCUUCCCCUCUGAAAGUAAACGGAAACGCUUGUCAUCUUCUUCAGUGACACAUCACCAUCACUGAAGCCGAUCAGCCCUGAUUUUCAAUCUGGAGUUUAGCCAAUCACAUCUCUCUGAGGACUCCUGAUCUCACUCUGUACAUCUAGCCUAGAAAGACUGGACCAAUGUCGUCCGCACACCACUUGGCUGUCAGGCGUCAGCAAAGACCUGCCCACCUAUGGAGUGAAUCUCUUGACCAUCAGCGAGUGAUGGCUGCUCAUUUACAAAUUCAUGAAACACAAGCACAGGGGACAGUUUUCUAAACCAACAUGCAUCAUUGUUUAGUAGAUUUUUUGCCAUGGAGGCUCAUCUUGUAUAGAAUAUUAGGACAACAGUGAUGCUGACGUUAACGCAAUAACAGCAUUAACCUGGGAUGUGAUCAGGAAUCAUGGGUAUAAAGUGAGUGCAAGUGCUACGAACAAAAACUGACAUCCUGAAAAAUCACAUCCAUGAAAUAAUAGUAAU